This is a messenger RNA of Dendronephthya gigantea, 5094 nucleotides long. RefSeq names its product zinc finger protein Xfin-like. Bases 67 to 4920 code for a protein of 1617 amino acids. The record is from RefSeq and is a predicted model, not a curated record. Lineage: Eukaryota; Metazoa; Cnidaria; Anthozoa; Malacalcyonacea; Nephtheidae. The transcript has 8 exons. Gene Ontology annotation, biological process: regulation of transcription by RNA polymerase II. Gene Ontology annotation, molecular function: RNA polymerase II cis-regulatory region sequence-specific DNA binding; DNA-binding transcription factor activity.
ACGCAGUCAAGUAGUCUGGCGGAUCAUAAGCGUGGACACACGGGGGACAAACCCCACGCGUGUGACAUGUGCGAGAAGCGAUUUACAAAAGCGAGUACUCUGGUUGCUCAUAAGAGAGUUCACACCGGAGAGAGGCCGUUCAAAUGCGAAGUUUGUGAGAAAGGAUUUUCUCAACCUAACGGUCUGAAAAAGCAUCGAAAAACUCACGACGCAGUGAAAUGUUUUGAUUGCGAGUUUUGCAAUAGACAAUUUUCAAGGUUGAGUAGUUUAGUUAACCACAAAAAGUGUCAUGACGCUAAAUUGAUGAAUAAUAGCCUGAAAAUACAUGAAUGUGAGUUUUGCCAGAAAACCUUUCCCAAAUCGACCACCCUGGCGGUGCAUAGGAGAGUGCAUACUGGUGAAAAGCCAUACGAAUGUGAUUUGUGCAAUAAAAGUUUUGCCCAGUUGAACGUGUUAAUCAAACAUAAACGCACGCACACGGGAGAGAAGCCGUAUCAAUGUGACGUUUGCGAAAAAAGGUUUGCGCAGUCGAGUACCUUAGUACGUCAUAAAAGAACACACACGGGGGAGAAGCCAUUCGAGUGUGAUCUUUGCAAAAAGUUAUUUGCGAGGCCAGAUUUUCUUUCAAGCCAUAAAAAAACAUGUGGAAAACAAACUAGGAAACAAACUGAGAAUGAGGUAAGAAAGAAAGUUAGGAAGAAGCGUAAAAAGAGAAAUGAAGAAGAUUUUUUGGAAGAAGAGGCUUUUGAAUGUGACAUUUGUGGCAAGUCGUUUUCAAAAAGCCGUCUUUUGACAAGACAUAAAAAAACUUGUGUGGAAGAGCAAACUGGGGGAUCUGAUGCACCCGAUGAAGAGGAUGUAGGAAUAAGAACUUUAAGGACACGAAAAAGAAGAAAAGAUACUUUUGAUGCACAAAUUGAAAUAUCUGCAAAGCCAAGAAGCUCAAAGAAGCGCAAAAGACGGGUGGAGGCUCGUCUAGAUGAAAGUACGUUUGAAUGCGAGGUUUGUGAGAAGUCGUUUUCAAGGUCGAGUCUUUUGAGAAAGCAUAGACAAGCGUGUCCGAAGGAGCAAAACGAAGAAUCUGAUGCGCGCAAGGUUUCUAAACGGAAAAUUGCAAAGAGACGGACUAUAGGAAAACAACUAAAACGUGGUCUUUCAACUAAGCGCAAACCAAAUUGCCCUAGAAAAAUGAGUAAUGAAUCUGAUGCACGCAGUAAAAGAAUUCUGAAACCCAGAAAUGCAAAAAAACGUAAAAAGGGAAGAGACGAGAGUCGACCCGAGAAAAAACAUUUCGAAUGUGAUGAUUGUCAGAAAAGAUUUUCGAGGUUGAGUAGUCUCGCUAAACAUAAGAAAACACACAUAAAGGAAAAAUCCCAUGAAUGUGAGGCUUGCAAAAAGAAAAAGAAUUUCUUGCAAUCAUUUGGUCUGGUGAAGCAUCAGGUUACGUCCACCCACGAGAAAUCUGUCGAGUGCGAUCAUGCCGGACCUAGCUGCCUUGACACCACAAAUAAACCGCACCCUGAAGAAAACCAUCAUGAGGAUUUAGGUGGCUGUGAAAGUCACGUUCAUUUAAGCGAUUUUGGAAUCCAUCCUGCAGAAAGUAAUAAUAAAGACAUGGUCAUAGAUGAUGAACAUGUUCACGCUAAAGAAACCCACCAUGACCAUUUAGAUGACAAUGCAAAAAGUGGCGAAGAAACCCAUCAUAAGCAAUUGGAUGGCUCUGGAAGUCACGAUGAUGAAACUGACAAUGAAGAAACCCGCCAUGCCCAUGGCCAUUCCGAUGACAGUGUAAAGGAUACUGAAAUAAACAAUGUUGAGCACAUGGAUGGUAUUGAAAUAGACUCUGCAGCAACCCGUGAGCAAUUGGGGGGAAAUAAAACCCAAGCCGAAGUAACUCGUCACGAAAACGUGACCUCAAAUCAAGUACAAUGCGAGGAAACAAAUUGCGAGCGUGAACGAGAAAUACACGCGAAAGAAACUCAUCAUGAGACCUUGGAUGAUGAUGAAAUUCUUGCAGAGGAGACCCAUCAAGAGCAUUUGGUUGAUACUGAAGUACACGCUCAGGAAACCCAUCGUGAGCACUUAUUUGAUGUUAAUACACCCUCUGAAGAAACCUAUAAUGACAAUUUAAAUGAUCAUGAAGUACAAGGUGAAGAGACCCGUCACGCUGAAGAAACACAUCAUGAGCACUUGAAUAAUGAUAAUAGUGAUGGUGAUAAGGAUGAUGAUCAUCAUCUUGAUGAUAAUGAUGGUGUUGAUGAUGAGGGUGAUGAUGAUAAUGAUGAUGUUGAUUAUGAUGAUGUUGAUGGAGAUAAUGAAGAUAAUGACGAUGGUGAUUAUGAAGAUGAUGUUUGCAUCAAGACAUCCCCAAACUUUACAAAAUUAAAAGAAAAAAGAUCGCACGAGUGCGACGAGUGCGAUAAGGUUUAUCGACGACCAAGUGCAUUAGCCGCUCAUAAAAUGAGCCACACUGGUGAAAAGCCAUACGAAUGCGACGUUUGUCAGAAACGACUUUCCCAAAUGCAAGGGUUGAUAAAACAUAAGAGAACGCACACGGGAGAAAAGCCAUUUGAAUGCGACGUCUGCAAGAAAACAUUUCUGCAAUCAAGCAAUUUACAAAAACAUUAUCGAACUCACACCGGAGACAAGCCUCAUGCAUGCGAUGUUUGCGAGAAACGAUUCUACGAUACAAGUGGCUUACGAAAACACAAAAGAACCCACACUGGUGAGAAACCUUACGAAUGCGAAUUUUGCAAGAAACGCUUUUCCCAAUCGAACGAUAUGGCUAAACAUAAGCGAACGCACACAGGAGACAAACCCUACGAAUGUGACGUUUGCAAAAGGCGAUUUGUUCAGUCGAGUAUUUUAAGCAGGCAUAAAAGAACACACACCGGGGAAAAGCCAUUUGAGUGUGACGUUUGCAAGAAAACCUUCUCGAAAGCACAUAACGUGUUGAGACAUAAGAAAACCCACAGCAGUGACAGACCUUAUGAAUGCGAAGUUUGCAAGAGGAGAUUUUUCAAGUCGACCGAUUUACUGAAGCAUCAAAGAACACAUGCAGCAGAUACAGGGGAAGGUGAACUAGAGCCAGGCUUCAUGGAUGCAACAAUGCUUACAGUGACUGAUUAUCGUAAUCAAAUGAAUUCCCCUGAAUUCAUGCUAGAGGAACUGUUUAAAGACCAGGAAUGUGUCGAAAAUCAAGCACAGGAAUCUAUCGAAGGAAAUUCUCAUCCUGUUGGGUCGAAUAUGGAGUUGUCAGAAUGUUCGAGCGCGUGUCUCGUUCCUCCCUUUGUGUCUGCGAAGGUCUUGUUAUCGAUUUGCGAGAAAUUGAAUUUUUUCGAAGGAUUCGAGCCGAAAUUCACGAUGAAAGUGAUAGUAUGUUUCGGAGAGGUGCGCAUUCUAGUUCCUUGCGAUGCAGCCGAAGAUAUGACAGUGAAAGAACUCAACGAAAUAGCUGUGACCAAAUUUAAGAAAGUCACCAACAAGAGCCCAGAUGAAGAGAUCAAGAUAUCCUAUCUUAAAACUCAAUCAGAAGGCGCAAUGGUUGACCCUGAUGACAAAGUUGCCAAUGUUGCUGAAGAUAAAGAAAUUUUCACAGCAGUUUUGGAAGAGCCUUUGCAAACACAGUUCCCUAUCAUUAACACAAGCAAUGGACAGCUUGUUCUGGCUGUAAUCAACAAUGAUGGCUCUCAAAGUACAGAUUCUAUUGUGAGCUCGCUUCAACUGGGCUCUGGUGGGAACCUGGCAAACCUCUCGCCAAUGUUUAGCAACGCAAUAAUGUCGAUGUUACAGCAGAGUAUGUCACAGCAACAACAAUUGCCAACAACUUCGUCAACUACAACAGUCACUCCAGUGAACACAACCGGCAAUGCCUCUCAACUUCCAGCCAUCACUCAAGGGAAUGAUGGUAACAACAUCUCUGACGAGGGUGAUGAUGGUGAGGAGUCUGAUGACAAGGAUGGCAAGAAGGAUUUCAGUUGUGAUCAGUGUGCCAAGAAAUUCACACAGUCCUGGAAAUUGCGUCAACAUUUAAUUGCUCACGCAAGACGUGACGAAAUGAAGAAAUACGAAUGUGAUAAGUGUGCUGCCUCGUUCAUUUCGGAGUGGCUGUUGCUUCGCCAUGCCAAAAUUCACACAGGUGCUACGAAGCCACGUUUUUGCCUGGUUUGCAACCGUGCGUUUAGAGGAUCAACUGACCUCAAAGUGCACAUGCGCACGCACACGGGUGAAAAACCUUUCAAAUGCGAAACGUGUGGAAAAGCCUUUGGCGACCGUUCGGCUCUCCGUCGGCACACGAUGACGCACACUGGUGAGAAGCCGCGGCCUUGCCCGCACUGCCCGCGCGCAUUCAGGCAGACCGCUCCGCUUAUCACCCACAUGCGUCAACGACAUAACAUCGACAUCCGACAUCGCUGUGACGUAUGCUAUAUGUCGUUCUGUGAGGACGAUCCAUAUGUACUUCAUAUGGCUUCUGUUCAUCACAGGACCAUCGCGUUAGAGGAGUUGAAAAAAGGCGAUGAGAGCAGUGGUCUUGAGAUGGAACAGCAAGAGCUUGAAAAUGAAGAUGGUACAGGUGUGGUUGAUGAUGGUGGUCACAUGGUUGAUGACGAUAGUCACAUGGUCGAUGAUAGUCUGGAAAAUGGUGCAGUAAAACAUACUAUGGUCAGCAACGCACAUCUUGUUCAACAUUGUGAUGAAGAUAGUGCUGAAAACAAAGACACUGAAAACAGGGAACAAGUUGCGGCCGAGAGAAGCCUACAUGAUGCAUACAUCACUGAAUCUGGUGACGGAGAGCAGGCCGAAGCAAUCACCAUCACAGCUGUUGCGGCCGGGCAAGAUGGCCAAGAAAUAGUUUUACCUGCUGAUCUGGUUGUUGCACACCAGCUUAUUGCUGUACAACAAUCAAGCAUGGAUGUAUAGCAAAAUUUCUCAUGUCAAACACCUGUUUUGACUGGUGCUUUAAUUAAUACUUGAAUGAGUAGCAAUAGAUUAUGGUAUCGUUAUAUGACUUGUCCAUGUCAUGUUAACACGAGCAGUUACUGUCAUUCUGUCAACAUUGUGAUUUAAACUUUUAUAUAAAUAAACGAGGUAAAA